Rhagoletis zephyria (snowberry fruit fly) is the source of this 3135-nucleotide messenger RNA. Its product is annotated as RNA cytidine acetyltransferase-like. Gene Ontology annotation, cellular component: 90S preribosome; nucleolus. The record is from RefSeq and is a predicted model, not a curated record. Gene Ontology annotation, biological process: rRNA acetylation involved in maturation of SSU-rRNA. Gene Ontology annotation, molecular function: ATP binding; tRNA binding; 18S rRNA cytidine N-acetyltransferase activity. Lineage: Eukaryota; Metazoa; Arthropoda; Insecta; Diptera; Tephritidae.
GUCAAAAGGCAAAACAAUGCACGUGUGCUUUCCUUUCGGUUUAUUUUACUUUUUGUGUUGCAUAUCCUGAUAAAUUUUAAAUAAAUCAGACAAAAUAAGCUUUUAAAAAUGGUCAAAAAGAAGAUAGACAACCGCAUCCGCGUAAUGAUUGAGAAUGGCGUUAAGUUGGGACAUCGUACAAUGUUCAUAAUAAUUGGAGACAAAGCGCGCGAUCAAGUGCCGAUACUUUACGACAUUUUGACGAAAUCCACAGUAAAAGCCCGGCCCACAGUACUGUGGUGCUACAAAAACAAGGAUGAUGCUAUUUCAAACCACGGCCGUAAGCGGGCCAAAAAGAUUGCGGCUGGCAAAAUUGAUGUCAACGAUGCUGAUAUGUUCGACACAUUUCGCGUAUCGACAACCAUACAUGGACGAUAUUAUUCUGAGACACAUGCUGUUCUUGGUCGCACCUAUGGUGUGUGCGUAUUGCAGGAUUUUGAGGCGCUCACUCCCAAUCUACUGGCGCGUACAGUGGAAACGGUGGAAGGGGGCGGGCUAAUAAUAUUAUUGCUAAAAACUCUACAGUCACUGAAACAGCUGUAUACAAUGAGUAUGGAUGUGCAUAAGCGAUUCCGCGCCGAAGCACACCAAACUGUAACUUGCCGUUUCAAUGAGCGUUUGAUACUUUCGUUGGCUGAUUGCAAACGUUGUCUAGUCGUCAAUGAUGACUUGACUGUGCUGCCGUUGAGUUCAAAAACUGUAAAUGUUGAUCCAGUAAAUCCCGCAGAUAUUGGAAAAUCUGAAAACAAUGAAAUGUUGCAAGAUUUAAAAGAAAGCUUGCGCGAUACGCCGCCUGCAGGACAGCUUGUAUCUCAAUGCCGGACUUACGAUCAAGCACGUGCUGUCGCUCAAUUCAUCGAAGCUUUGGCGGAGAAGCAACUGAAGCCACCCACGACUUUGACCGCAGCACGUGGUCGUGGUAAAUCCGCCGCGAUGGGUUUGUCCAUCGCCGCAGCUAUAGCGUUUGGUUAUGUUAAUGUCUAUGUUACUUCCCCACACCCGGAGAAUUUAAUUACACUUUUUGAGUUCGUGCUCAAGGGCUUCGAUGCGCUGGAAUAUCAGGAGCAUGCUGAUUACACCAUCAUACGAUCCACUAAUCCAGAUUACAAAAAGGCCAUCAUCCGCAUCAAUAUAACUCGUUCAAAUCGGCAAACCAUACAAUACAUUGCACCUACCGAUACACAUCUGUUAAACGCGGCAGAUUUGUUGGUAAUUGAUGAGGCUGCAGCCAUACCUCUUCCUUUAGUUAAAAAAAUGAUGGGCCCGUACUUGAUAUUCAUGGCUUCUACUAUUAACGGCUAUGAAGGAACUGGACGGUCACUAAGCUUAAAAUUAAUGUCACAAUUGCAAAAAGACAACAAUGCACCACCACCGAUAAAACUCGACGAGUCCAUUCGCUAUAGCGAAGGCGAUGAUAUUGAAGCAUGGUUGAUAAAUUUGCUAUGUCUGGAUGCCACCACUGUUCCCAAUAUCAGCUCGGGUUGUCCAACACCAGAUGUUUGCGAUCUCUACUACAUAGAUCGUGAUGCAUUAUUCUCGUAUCAUAAGGCCGCCGAAUCCUUCCUCCAUCGUUUGGUCUCCAUUUAUGUAGCUUCGCAUUACAAGAACAGUCCCAAUGACUUACAAAUGAUGAGCGAUGCGCCAGCGCAUCACAUUUUUUGUCUACUGGGACCUAUUCAUCGCAAAGAUCAGUUGCCUGAAAUUCUUGUUGUCGUGCAAGUAGCGCUAGAGGGGGAAAUUUCCUCGCAAACGAUUAGUGAUUCUUUGGGUCGUGGCAAAAAAGCGAGUGGUGAUCUGAUACCGUGGAAUAUAUCUGAGCAAUUCGGUGAUCGCGAAUUCCCCAAGCUGUCAGGUGUUCGAGUGGUCAGAAUUGCAACGCAUCCCAAUUAUCAAAGGAUGGGUUAUGGUAAGCGUGCAAUUAAGCUUCUCCGAGAUUAUUAUCAGGGAAAAUUUACGGAUAUUAGUGAAAAUCCGCAAAGUGGCGAUAAUGCAAAUGGCAUCGAAGAAGUUGAGGAAGAACAGAUCGGUUUGCUAAAAGAGCAAAUACGCCCUCGUCGCAAAAUACCCACACUAUUGAAACGUCUGAAUGAGCGCACCNUGGGAACAUCGUACGGGUUGACACAAGAGCUUCUUAAAUUUUGGAAAAAUUUGGGCUUCGUGCCAGUGUAUGUUAGCCAGAAGGCCAAUGACCUCACUGGCGAGCAUACCUGCAUUAUGUUGCACACGCUAGAUAAGUCAGGAGCAGAGUCUCAAGAGAAGAAAUGUGCAGAAUGGUUGAGUUUAUAUUUCAACGAUUUUAGACGGCGUAUCAUUAAACUUUUGAGUAAAACGUUUAGGGAAUUUCCGAUCAGUUUAGGAUUAUCUAUAAUCGAUAACAAAAGGGCAAAAAUUGAGCAAAAGGGCCUCGACAAGCACAUACUCGACGUUUACUUCCUGCCACAUGACAUUGAGCGUUUAGAAGCGUAUUCGCGCAAUCAAAUCGAAUAUCGCUUGGUGUUAGAUUUAGUAGGCGAUAUUAGUUACUUGUAUUUUCAAGGAAAAAUGCAAGAACUUCAAAUAGAUACUUUACAAAAGGCCAUUCUGCUCGCUAUUGGCAUACAAGGCAAGACUGUUGAUACAAUCGCAGCUGAAUUAAACAUGCCUGGAAACCAGAUUUUGGCAAAAUUUUAUGAUUUGCUUAAGAAAACCACCAAGUAUUUGCUUGCUGUCAUCGAAGGUCACAUUGAAAGCCAUAUGAAGAGUGAAACCCAAUUGAAUCGCGGCGAAGAUUUUGUGCCAGUCUCUCUCUCACUCAACGACGAGUUAGAAGAAACUGCAAAGCAGUUGUCUAAGAAGCAGAAGGAAGACCUUAAAAAAUUAAAAAUGGAAAAUUUAAAAGAAUUUGCCAUUAAGGGUACCGAUGAAGACUGGACAAAGGCUUUGACAAAUACUGACGGUAAAGCCAAACUUAUAUCCGUUAAAAGUGGAAUAAAGCGGCUGGAGGACUCCCUAGAUAUUAGCGCACCGAAGGAGCAGCCGAAAAAGAAAAAAAUAAAAAUGAGUAAGAAGAUGAAAGCAUCUAUGAAAGCCCUAAUUUAGUUCGAUUUCGAUUAAUGC